CAUCCCAUUAACACCCCCACCUUCUCCACCUCUGCUGCCCUGGACCCCGCGCUUUGGCGUCACUUCCGGGUGGAACGCGGUGAGGUCACGGAAACGCCGCGCCCCGUGGGCGGAUCCUGCGAGCGCUGUUGCUGUGGCUGGUGGUUGCUAUGGUAACAAGGCCCGUCGGGGAGAGCCCGGCGGAGCGGAGAUAGAAGGGCCCAGCAUGGAAAGCCGGCUCGAGCAGAAAUAAAAAUCAGACUGGAAGAUGGAGAUGUACGAGACCCUCGGCAAAGUGGGAGAGGGGAGUUAUGGAACAGUAGUGAAGUGCAAACACAAGGAAACAGGACAGAUAGUAGCCAUUAAGAUAUUCUAUGAGAAACCAGAAAAAUCUGUCAACAAAAUUGCUAUGAGAGAAAUAAAGUUUCUAAAGCAAUUUCAUCAUGAAAACCUGGUCAACCUGAUCGAAGUGUUUAGACAAAAAAAAAAAAUUCAUUUGGUGUUUGAAUUUAUUGAUCAUACAGUUUUAGAUGAGCUACAACAUUACUGUCACGGACUGGAUAAUAAAAGACUUAGAAGAUAUCUCUUCCAGAUCCUUCGAGCAAUUGAGUAUCUCCACAGCAACAAUGUCAUACAUCGUGAUAUCAAACCUGAGAAUAUCUUAGUAUCACAGACGGGAAUUACUAAACUAUGUGAUUUUGGUUUUGCUCGGACAUUAGCUGCCCCUGGUGAUGUUUAUACAGAUUAUGUAGCCACACGAUGGUACAGGGCUCCAGAACUGGUAUUAAAAGACACCACAUAUGGGAAACCUGUGGACAUCUGGGCUUUAGGUUGUAUGAUCAUUGAGAUGGCCACUGGAAAUCCUUAUCUACCCAGCACCUCUGACCUAGACCUACUCCAUAAAAUUGUGACAAAAGUAGGGAAUUUGACACCUCAUCUUCAGAGUAUUUUUAUAAGGAGUCCAGUUUUUUCAGGAGUAGUCCUUCCAGAAGUCCAGCACCCUAAAAAUGCAAGGAAAAAGUAUCCCAAGCUUUGUGCAUUACUGGCAGAUAUUGUUCAUGCUUGUUUACAAAUGGAUCCCACUGAUAGGAUCUCAUCUACAGAUCUGCUGCAGCAUGACUAUUUUACUAGAGAUGGAUUUAUUGAAAAAUUCUUACCAGAACUGAAGGCUAAAUUAUUACAAGAAGCAAAGUUAAAUUCUCUUUCAAAACUCAGAGAGAAUAAUAAAGAGAUUGAACUAAUAAAAGAUGAAAAGAGAACUAUUCAUAUUAAUGCCUCUCAGAAUGGUCCACUGGUUGGGAAGGAUAUUGAAAAGGACAAAAAAUCAAAGGACUUAAAAGUAAAAGGUACAAAAGUGAAAGGAGGGAAAUCAGAGAUUCCAGAAAUAAAAAAGAUUGAACAAGAAGAUGCAGUUAAUCAGUGGGCUCCUUCCUCACAGAAUCCUCCCAGUUUUCCUCAAGAGAGUAAACCUACAAUCACUGAUAUAACGACCACUGUAGCAGCUAGCAACGAUUCCAGCAGUGUGAAGGAAGAUCCUCCACUAAUAGCAGUUGGUACAACAAUGCCACCUAUCAAUCCAAAUUGUGGGAACCUUACUGCUGCAAAUUUCAAUUCACCUUUCCCACACUCCAAUACAAGGCCACCUGAAAAAGCAAAGAAAAGGAGAAGCCCUUGGCAGUCAGUGGGACAAAUAGGUCCAAACAACAGACAGGAUGAUGGAACUCUGGCUCAAACUCAAACAGAAAAAGUUACACUGUAUGAACGAGCUGCUCAGAUUGAUCAAAUGGCCAAUAUGAACCGAAAGAAACGCAGUAUUUCAAAAUCUGAGAAGAAAGAUAUCCAUUUCCCAGAACUGCCAAUGACAGCACAACAAAAGGAGAUGAAAGGAAUAGAAGUUAAACAGGUAAAAGUGCUGAAGAGGGAGUCAAAGAAAUCGGAAGUAUCUAAAAUACCAUCUUUACUAAAUGUGGAUCAGAAUCAAGAAAAACAAGAGAAUACUGGAAAUACACAAAAUGAAAAUAAAACCAAUCUGCCAGAUGUAGAAUAAGCAGUGUAGAAACAUGAAGCUUGAGAAACUGAAGAAUCACAGUACAGUAAAAUCUGUGCUUUUCUAUUAACCUUUAAUAAAUGAAGAUAUUUGGAUAAUUCUGCAGAAAAUUUUAUAGACUUCAUGUAAUGUAUGGUUGUUCUCCAGGAAAUUACUUUAGAAUGCAUUGGUCCUAAAAUUGCUUAUAUAAAUGAAGCUUACAUUAAACUUUUAUGAAAUCUGAAACACACAAAACUUAUUUUUGAAGGCUAAGUACCAACAUUAGGCUCCUUCCAGUACUUAUGUAUAAAAUUUGUACACCUGUCACUACUGGAUGUCCAGCUAUCUAAGACUGGCUAAAGGUCAUUAAUUAGCCUGGCAUUUCUAUAAGAGCCUGUUACUCUUUUAUCUGAUAGAUGAUGAUUUAAGACUUCUGUAAUAGUGUACAAGAUAACAAUGGAUCAUUUGAUGUGUUCAGAUGCUUUAGGGUUAUACUGUGAGCUAAAUUUUCUGGCUGUUUAAUUUUAGCACCUAUUUUUUCCAAACAAUUCAUUGUGACUGCAUUUGUGGUCGUGUAUCCAUUUUGCACAUGCAGAUUGGUCAUUUUAAUGGCCAGCUACCCCAUUUAUAGAUUGUUUAUGUACUUUAGUAUGUACAAAAGUGGGUACACCAAAUCAGAUGUCAGGGUUAAAAACCUGGCCUCUUGUGUUUUCUGGUUUAUUAUUUUGCUCAUUAUUAUUUGCAUCUUUUGCUCAUUAGGGUUCUACUUACUAUUUUUUUUGUAGUUUCUGAAAAUAAAAGAAACUAAAUCCAGACAUUUAUGUGCUGAAAAUAUUCAUGCUCUUGGAGUAAGCAACUGUUAAGAUAACUUACUCUUGGUGUAACACUCAGUAAAAAUUAUUUGGCUCAUGGAAAAUUCCUGAAAUUAGUUACAUUUUAGAACAUUUUAGUUCACUUUUUAAUAUUUUAUCAUUUUAAGGGAAACCAGUUGCAAGGUGGAAGACAUUUUCCUUAUAUGAACUCUAAACAAAAACAUUGGGAUAAGUGUGAAACUUUAAAUAAUAAGUAUCUACAGUGCAUUGUUUCACAGCUACAUCAGUUUUUUAUUGAUAAAGGGGUCUGGGAAACAUGUAAUAAUAAAGUUAAUGUUAAAAGGGAGAAUGAAUAUAUUUCCAAUAUGUAUGCAGAAUAAAAUCAAGUUCUUGUUUCAGCUGUGGUAUUACAGUUCUUCAGGGAAUGCUACAGUUAAUUGUCCAUCUAUUAUUAAUUUUUUUAUUCAAAUGUACUAUAAGAGUUCACUCUAUGCUGAAACUUGUAUCAGGCAAGAAGGAAUAUUUUUUAAUAAAUAAAU
Molecule: messenger RNA, 3356 nt
Organism: Chelonoidis abingdonii (Abingdon island giant tortoise)
Lineage: Eukaryota; Metazoa; Chordata; Testudines; Testudinidae
Product: serine/threonine-protein phosphatase 2A catalytic subunit alpha isoform
Biological process (GO): protein phosphorylation; negative regulation of axon extension; positive regulation of dendrite morphogenesis
Cellular component (GO): nucleus
Molecular function (GO): protein serine/threonine kinase activity; protein serine/threonine phosphatase activity; ATP binding
Source: RefSeq, a predicted model, not a curated record